AUGGCGGCAAACGGGAAUAACCGCCCUAUGGAGUCACGGACUGGGAGGAAUAAUCAGAGAUACAACACGGAAGGCGAGCGCUUGGUUGCCGGCAUGGUGCCUCUGACGCAGGACAAGACGUACGUGAUGUUGAUCCAGUCGGGGCGGCGGAAGGGCUGGGUGCUGCCCAAGGGCGGCUGGAGACGGACGAGGAGUGCCACGAGGCCGCGUGCGCGCGAGGCCUGCGAGGAGCCCGGCAUCUUCGUACAAAUUGAUUACGACUUGGGCGACAUCCGCGAGACGGUCCCGCGCAAGAAGGCUUCGUUAUUGUCCUCCUCUUCGUCCUCCAAAGGUUCCAGCAAGGAUUCGUCCAAGGAGGGUAAGGACUCCAAGGAGAAGCCCCGCACGCUCUAUCGAUUUUACGAAGCCACCGUCACUAGCGAGGAAGCCGAUUGGCCCGAGCGGGAGAAGCGCACACGCCAGUGGUUUACUUUCGCCGAGGCCAGCGAGCUGCUCAAGGACCGGCCGGAGCUGCAUACCGCGCUGGAGCGCUCGACCAUGAAGAGGUAG
Molecule: messenger RNA, 549 nt
Organism: Chaetomium globosum CBS 148.51
Lineage: Eukaryota; Fungi; Ascomycota; Sordariomycetes; Sordariales; Chaetomiaceae
Exons: 2
Coding region: 1-549 (182 amino acids)
Biological process (GO): adenosine 5'-(hexahydrogen pentaphosphate) catabolic process; diadenosine hexaphosphate catabolic process; diphosphoinositol polyphosphate metabolic process
Cellular component (GO): nucleus; cytoplasm
Molecular function (GO): endopolyphosphatase activity; bis(5'-adenosyl)-pentaphosphatase activity; diphosphoinositol-polyphosphate diphosphatase activity
Source: RefSeq, a predicted model, not a curated record